AUGGCAAACGUUGAGAACCUGAAUCAGUUGUUCCAGGUGAAGGGCAAAUGUCCGGUAAGUGGAUGCGGUCGCAUGCUAAUCCCCAUGGAGAUGUUGGCCCAUUUGCUGAUGUACCAUGCGACCGAGGAGGCGGCCAUGCAUGACGUAUUCGCUGGCGAUGUAUCCAUGUAUGGCAUUGAUCUCCAGCAAAUGCAACCAGGUGAAAAUCAUUGCAUUGCCAAGCUGUCGUUUGUCCAUAGGUCGGAUUAUGAUAAGGAACCGAGUCAGCGUCAAAUUUGCAAGCAAAUGCCUAUCAUGAUGAUGCUUUAUGUGACCACCUGGGCAAGUCUGAUUGCUAGUAAAUUUGUUGAGGAGCAUAUUAUUCCGCCAAGCCGAUCGCCGGAUCAGAUUGAUAACAUGAAAGUUUAUCUAAUCUAUUUGAUCAGUUGCAGCACAUCGCGUAGAGCUACCGCUGAUAUUCUAGCUCUAGAUGCCAACCGAAAACGGGUCUGCUAUGGAGCACGGGUCAUUCGUAAUUAUGCCGAUUCCCCAUUGGUGGCCACUCACUUGGAGCCUUUUGGUUGCGAUUUUCUAUAUUUUACAGCAGCGGAUGUGGCCUAUUUAAAUGAAGGCCCCACCGAGCAAACAAUGGAGGCGGAGCAAACUGAGCCAACGAUGAAGCCAAAGCAGUUGCUACUGCGGCUGGUGAUGCGGGGCGAACCAGAUUUAUUUUAA
This is a messenger RNA of Drosophila willistoni, 714 nucleotides long. RefSeq lists its product as uncharacterized. The record is from RefSeq and is a predicted model, not a curated record. Bases 1 to 714 code for a protein of 237 amino acids. The transcript has a single exon. NCBI's taxonomy places the organism in Eukaryota, Metazoa, Arthropoda, Insecta, Diptera, Drosophilidae.